AUGAUAUCGAUCAAAGCACUGUCUUUAGCUUGUAUAUUUCAAAUUAGACUCUUUUGGAAGAAACUUUUGAAAUCUUCAAAUUUUAUAUAGAACAAUCUAACUUAAAUGAAUCUGAAUGGAUUCUUGAUUUUUUCUAAAAAUUAUAUUAAGGUUAUUUUAAUCUUGAAUUAGUUGAUUAGAAAUAUAAUUUUUUCUCUUUUAAGAGCAGAAUUGUCGGUUAUUGAAUAAUAUGUUACAAAUUCAUCAUUAUCUUACAUUGAUUAGUUUAAUAUUGAAUAAGAAUAAAUCAAAAAAUCUUAUAUGAAUAAUAAUUAUUCAAAUAGUAACAACAAAAAGGAUUCAAAUGACUUAGAAGAAUGUAGAUUUUGCUUCAUUACCAUCUGCUUGAUGCUAAUGCAAAAUUUUCUUAAAAUGAUCUUUAUAUUUUAAGAGAAGCAUCUAUUAUUAGGGGAAAUUACAAAGAUGCAUAAACAAGUGUUCUUUUUUGUUUAUAGCUUCGUAAUUUAAUGGAGCACUUCUAUCUUCAGCAAGAAAAACUAUUUUUUGGGUACCAGGUAUUGAAAAUAGCCGUUUAAGAAAUUUACUGUAUUACUACCCUCCAUGUUCAUUAAAAGCAUGUUGUUGUUAGACUCGGCGAAUCAAUAAUUAUGGAAUUUUUAUCAGCAUACGAAAUUAAUACUGCAAGGUUUCGGAUGUGGGAUAUUGAUGAUAGAUAAACAGACAGGCAAGUAUUAACAGUAGCACCUGACAGGAUGACUGAAAUAGUCAUUUAUGAUGGUAAUGCUCAGGCUAAAAUAUUACCAAUUUAAAAUCUUCUUUAUGUCAAUAAUGUUAAUAAUUAAAAAAAUAUUUUUCAUAUAUUUAGUGAAUUUUGA
Molecule: messenger RNA, 875 nt
Organism: Paramecium primaurelia
Lineage: Eukaryota; Ciliophora; Oligohymenophorea; Peniculida; Parameciidae
Source: the annotation of a GenBank genome assembly